Molecule: messenger RNA, 993 nt
Organism: Scomber scombrus (Atlantic mackerel)
Lineage: Eukaryota; Metazoa; Chordata; Actinopteri; Scombriformes; Scombridae
Gene: tspan10
Product: tetraspanin 10
Exons: 3
Coding region: 1-993 (330 amino acids)
Cellular component (GO): membrane
Source: RefSeq, a predicted model, not a curated record
AUGAGGAGAUAUUUGCUACUAAGAAGUAUACCUUUGCCAUGGGUGCGCAGGAACACCUCACAAAAUGAGUCUAGUCCACUCAUACCAAAGGCAGGCUCUGCAAAGGAAGAUGCUGAGGAGCUUGCCCUUGUGACCACUGAGCUUCAUCAAGCAGGGACAAACAAUGGACAGGAGCAUGAUAGCCCUGUAUUCACAAGGGUCCAACCCUACUACAGUUUUUCCUUGACAGACUAUUUUCUUAAAUACUUCCUGUUCCUAACCAAUCUGGUGUUCACAGUUCUGGGCCUGUUGGUUAUUGGUGUAGGAAUGUGGGGCCUCAUCAGCAAAGAGUCAUUUGCCCAGGAGAAGAUUGGCAGUAUAGGCACUGACCCGAUGUUGAUACUUGUGACUCUGGGUAUUGUGCUGACUAUGCUGUGCCUGACAGGUUGCGUUGGCGCCUUAAGAGAGAACUGUUGCUUACUGAAGCUGUUCUCUGCAGUCGUGCUGGUACUCAUCACAGCCCAGGUGCUGGCCGCAAUUGUGGCUUACAGUCUACAAGAUCAGGUUGGUGGCGUCCUGCGGUCAGGGAUGUUAGCUGCCAUGGUGCGCUACCAGGAUGAUCUGGAUUUGAGGUUCAUCACAGACGAGAUUCAGUCAAAUCUGCAGUGCUGUGGAGCAGACAACUACCGUGACUGGGAAAUCAACAUAUAUUACAACUGCUCAGCUCCGGGUGUGCUGGCCUGCGGGGUUCCUGCCACAUGCUGCAUUGACCCUUUGGAGAACGGCACUGUGUGGAACUCUCAAUGUGGUGUAGGAGCCCAGCUGCUGGAUGAGUUUACUGCUCAGAGUGUGAUCUUCCUGGGUGGUUGUCUGGGAGGGAUCUCUCGCUGGAUCGAGCUGCAUGAAGGCCUGAUAGGGACAGUUAUCAUUGUUGUACUGGGGGUCCAGAUUCUGACUCUGUUUAUCACUACAAGGCUGCUAGAAAGCAUCCAGUGGCAUAAAGUGUAUAUAUAA